This is a messenger RNA of Tachysurus vachellii, 5152 nucleotides long. It is a transcript of the gene ythdc2, whose product is annotated as YTH domain containing 2. Gene Ontology annotation, cellular component: intracellular anatomical structure. Bases 80 to 4357 code for a protein of 1425 amino acids. The record is from RefSeq and is a predicted model, not a curated record. The transcript is spliced from 31 exons. NCBI's taxonomy places the organism in Eukaryota, Metazoa, Chordata, Actinopteri, Siluriformes, Bagridae. Gene Ontology annotation, molecular function: RNA binding; ATP binding; protein binding.
AGCGGAUUGGGACAAAGCCGCUAAGUUUCAUUCCUGCUAGCCGGUUUAGUGUGUAUGCUAGUGCAAUACAGCAGUUGUCAUGUCUCGGUCGAACUCCACCGCUUGGAAAGCACACACGAACCCGUCAAAGACGUCUUCAUUAAAAGGCAAAGGGCUGAAAGACAUCAGGGUCAAUGAAGAAGUUAAGAUUGCGGUGAACAUUGCGCUGGAGAGGUUCCAGUACAGCGACCAGAGAGAGAUGGAGUUUCCUUCUUCGCUGACCAGCACAGAGAGAGCAUUCGUACAUCGCCUCGCACAAUCUCUGGGUUACGUUUCAAAAAGCAGAGGUAAAAGAAUACACCGUGUUCUCACGAUAUGGAAGAAGGACUCUCCAGAGUCAGCUCAGUCCAUUAUGACCUUUAAGCUUACCCACAAUUCCAAGCUUGUGGUUCAGAACCUGCUGCAGAGGUUCCCAAUUACCAGUAAAGAGCGUACUGAUCUGCUCCAACGCACCGAGAGAGGGCUCGUGGCUUCUCCCGAAGCUGCUGGUAAUGGAAAAGACAAGAACAGGAUAAGCGGGCCCCUAAAUAACAAAAUCCCACAGGUCCCUCAGAAGAGAGGCCCCUCUGAGCUGGAAUCCUUUCGGAGAUCGCUGCCCGUCUACGAGCGGCAGGAGGAGAUUGUGACCACCAUCAAGGAGAACCAGGUGGUGCUGAUUGUGGGUGAAACGGGCUCAGGAAAAACCACCCAGAUUCCUCAAUUCCUGUUGGACGACUGCAGCCAAAAAGGAAAUCCCUGUCGCAUCUACUGUACGCAGCCCAGAAGGUUGGCUGCUAUUGCUGUGGCGGAGCGAGUGGCAGCAGAGAGAGGAGAGAGCGUCGGUCAGACCAUCGGAUAUCAGAUCCGGUUGGAGAGCAGAGUUUCUCCUAAGACCUUACUAACGUUCUGCACAAGUGGCGUGUUGCUCAGAACACUGAUGGCCGGAGACACUGUCCUCUCCUCUGUCACACACGUCAUUGUGGACGAAGUCCACGAGCGAGACGGCUUGACGGAUUUCCUCCUGACCAAGAUGCGGGACGUGCUCCAGAAGAUGCCUUCUCUGAAGCUCAUUCUCUCCAGCGCUGCCCUGGAUGUGGACCUUUUCAUCAGAUACUUUGGCCUUUGCCCGAUUAUUUACAUUAAGGGACGGCCGUAUGACGUAAAAAGCGUUUUUCUGGAGGACAUUUUGCGAACCACUGGCUACACAAACAAGGAGAUGGCCAAAUAUAAGUCAGAAAUCCAAAAAGAAGCAAAGCAGCAGACGUCUCUUACAGAGUGGUGUGAGGUAAAAGGAGGCGCGUCACCGCCAGAGUCUCAGAAAAUCCAGCAUUCUGACACCGUCCUGCCGGACACUGACCUGCUGGACAACGGAGGGGACAGUGUCUUCUGUCAGAUGAGUGAGAAAGACGUGACCUCGCUGGAGCCGUGGCUGGUGAAGGAAAUGGACAGUUGCAUCUCAACCAUCUUUCUGCAGCAGGAUGCUGGUGCCUUUGCGCAGCUUUUUAACCUGAUCGUCAACGAGAACGUCAGCGUGGACUACAGGCACUUCGAAACGAGUGCCACACCUCUGAUGGUGGCUGCAGGGAGAGGCUUCAUCACCCAGAUGGAGCAGCUCUUAAGCAUGGGGGCCAACGUGCACCUUAAAGCUUCUAAUGGCUGGACUGCUCUUGACUGGGCUAAACAAUUCAACCAGACUGAAGCUGUAGAUCUGCUAGAGUCACACAUUUCGUCUCUGGAGGCAGGUCACUUGGACGAGUCCUCCUUGGUGCAGUCACACAGCGAGGAGCUCAGCGCUCAGGACCAGGAGCUUCUCAAAGCGUACCACCACAGCUUCGAUGAUGAGAAGGUGGACCUGGAUCUCAUCAUGCACCUGCUCUUCAACAUUUGUCAGAGCUCUGAUGAAGGUGCAGUCUUGAUAUUUUUGCCAGGAUACGAUGAGAUCGUUGGACUGCGAGACCGCAUCCUUUUCGACGAUAAAAGAUUUGCAGAUCAUCAGCAGAGGUACCAGGUGUUCACACUACACUCCAACAUGCAGACUGCAGAUCAGAGGAAAGUUUUGAAACCAGCUCCAUGCGGGGUUCGCAAAAUUAUUCUCUCAACUAACAUUGCUGAAACAAGCAUCACCGUCAACGAUGUCGUCUUUGUUAUCGACUCUGGCAAGGUUAAAGAGAAAGCUUUCGAUUCCCUAAAUCAUGUGACCAUGCUGAAGAUGGUGUGGAUAUCUAAAGCAAGUGCAAUACAGCGUAAAGGAAGAGCUGGACGUUGCAGGCCAGGAAUCUGUUUCCAUCUGUUCAGUCGGCUGCGCUACAAUAACAUGCUGGAGUAUCAGGUCCCUCAGUUACUGCGUAUGCCUCUGCAGGAACUCUGUCUUCACACUAAACUUUUGGCCCCUUUUACCUGCUCCAUUGCUGAGUUCCUUGCCAAAGCCCCAGAGCCACCACACCUACUCACAGUCAAGAGCGCUGUGCAGAUGCUUAAGACCAUAGAUGCCAUGGACCCAUGGGAGGACCUGACCAAACUGGGCUACCACCUAGCAGACCUCCCUGUAGAGCCACACCUGGGGAAGAUGGUGCUAUGUGCAGUGGUGCUGAAGUGCCUGGACCCGAUCCUCACCAUCGCCUGCAUGCUGUCCUACAGGGAACCGUUCGUGCUACCAUCUCAGGCGUCACAAAAACGAGCCGCCAUGCUGUGCAGGAGAUGCUUUUCUGCAAACACCUUCAGUGAUCACAUGGCCUUGCUCCGUGCUUUUCAGGCAUGGCAGAAAGCACGCAGCGAUGGCUGGGAGAGGUCUUUCUGUGAGAAGAACUUUCUGUCACAGGCUACAAUGGAAAUUAUCAUCAGGAUGCGCACCCAGCUGCUUGGCCAACUCCGUGCCAUAGGAUUUGUUCGUGCUCGGGGUUGCAACGAUAUCAGGGAUGUAAAUCUAAACUCUGAAAACUGGGCAGUGGUGAAGGCAGCACUCGUAUCGGGCAUGUACCCUAACCUGAUCCUCAUAAACCGUGACAAGCAAACACUCCGAGGUGCCAAAGAGAAGAAGGUUCGCUUCCACCCUGCAUCCAUCCUGAGCCAACCCCAAUACAAGAAGAUCCCUCCAGCUAACUCCCAAGCAGUUGCAGUUCAGUCUCUGCCUACAGACUGGUUGAUCUAUGACGAGAUGACACGAGCACACAGGAUAGCCAGCGUGCGCUGCUGUACCGCGGUCACUCCGAUCACCGUCGCUGUGUUUGGAGGUUGUGCCAAACUGCCCAGCACAGCACUUCAGGAACCUUCUACGCCUCAUGUGUUAGACAAUGCUCUGGGUGAGGACAGUGAUAGUGAGAAUGAGACCCGCUCCACAGAUCAGCUGGCUCAGAUGAAGAUCGACGAGUGGCUUAACUUCAAACUGGAUCAGGAGAUGGCAUCUAUGGUGUUCCAGCUGAGGCAGCGUUGGCAUAGCCUGUUUUUAAGGAGAAUACAAUGCCCUUCGAAGCCAUGGUCCCAGCUGGAUGAGGCGACGAUCCGGGCCGUGGUGUCGGUGCUGAGUAGUGAAGAGCAAGCAGCUGGCCUGCAGCAGCCCACAGGUAUCGGCCAGAGACCCAAACCCAUAAGCUCAGAGGAGCCUCAGCAUCAGUUAAACAGCAGUAAGGGUAACAGACACAGGAGUGGCGUGGAGCAGAGCUAUGAGGCUCCCACACCAGAUAGAUCUCCAAAAGUGCCGACUGCCGUCUCUCAGGCUAAGAGCCAAAGAGAUAAAGGUGCUGCCUUUUCCAAACGUUCAGCUGAUGACCAUCUCCCAGUAAAGUCAGACAGCCCCAGCUUGUCCAGUCCUAGCGUCAGUCCCUCAUCCACUUCCUCAGCAAAAGAACCGGCUGCUCGUAUGUCACCUUUAACUGGGGUUUCCAAGUCACCAUCGCCAAGGUCCAGACCUUCAGUGCGUUACUUCAUCAUGAAGAGCAGCAACAUGAGGAACAUCGAGCUCUCCCAGCAGAGGAGCAUCUGGUCAACUACACCCAACAACGAGCACAAACUAAACCGAGCCUUCCAGGAGAGCAGCACUGUCUUCCUUAUCUUCUCCGUGCAAGGCUCCGGACACUUCCAGGGUUACGCUCGGAUGAGUUCAGAGAUCGGUUCAGAGCGCUGUAAGGACUGGGGUGCUACCGGACUGGGAGGAGUCUUCAGUGUGGAAUGGAUCCAUAAAGAGAGUCUCUCUUUUCAAUUCACUCACCAACUCCUCAAUCCCUGGAAUGAAAAUAAGAAAGUGCAGAUCAGCCGAGACGGACAGGAGCUGGAGCCUCAGGCUGCAGCACAGCUGUUACAACUCUGGAAUUCCUUCUCCAACAAACAGCAGCACGAGCCGUGAAGAAGGAUGUUGACAACACUAGUGUGACCUUUGACAUCUCGUACCUCAUCAGUAAGUGAAAUGACGCAGCACCGAGACCAGAAAAUGUCACCUCUCUUCCUGUCUUUUCAAAAUUAUAACUGAGGUGUUCAGAGUUUCCCAUUCAAACUCAAAAACCGUAGAUAUUCCACCAUGAAAUAAAUGUUAACAUUCAGUCCCAUUCCAAACUACUGUUUACAUCCAUCCCAUAAUUAACAGCGUCGACAUUUCCUCUAGCAAGGUUUAUUUUAAACUGCACUAUAUUUCUGCCUGUUCUAACGUUCCUCUGCUGUCAGAUUCGCACAGACAGAUAAAUUAACACUAUGUUCAUGUUGUUGAGUUUAUUUUAUUACAAUACAAGUUCUAUGUAAUCAUAAGAAAUUCUCUAUAGAGAUGAUCUUUUGUGAAAUAGUGAUUAUUAUGAUAGAAGAAUUUGCCUCCAGACUCUACAAAUGGCUUCUCUCGCUCUCUCCUCAUGAACUUUACUAGCUGUCUGAUUAAAUAAAAAUUGAGGGGGGAAAUAAUUCAGAGAACUUUGUCCAGUAAAUAAAUGAUUUCUUUGGGUUUUUUUUUUUUAAAAUACAUUUUCAGUAAUUUUGCCAUUGAUCUUAAGUGAGCUGUUCUUCGAUCAUUUCUUCUUCUCAUUUGUUGGCUCGGUUUAUCGUCCUGUUUUGCACUAAAAUGAAGCUGUAAUGUUCAGUACAUGGUUUUAUGUCAGAUUUGAAGUUGUGAUGUUAUCUAAUCUCUAAAAACAAUAAAGUUCUGUUUCACCUUUCA